This is a messenger RNA of Dunckerocampus dactyliophorus (ringed pipefish), 2278 nucleotides long. Its product is annotated as zinc finger protein OZF-like. NCBI's taxonomy places the organism in Eukaryota, Metazoa, Chordata, Actinopteri, Syngnathiformes, Syngnathidae. The transcript is spliced from 5 exons. The record is from RefSeq and is a predicted model, not a curated record. The coding region runs from base 270 to 1454 and encodes 394 amino acids. Gene Ontology annotation, cellular component: nucleus. Gene Ontology annotation, molecular function: RNA polymerase II cis-regulatory region sequence-specific DNA binding; DNA-binding transcription factor activity, RNA polymerase II-specific. Gene Ontology annotation, biological process: regulation of transcription by RNA polymerase II.
UUAUCAACGUAUCUCUCAGCAGAGAACAAACGCUAUUGCUCGAACACUCGAGCCGACGGAGUAAGUCUGUUUGCAUUUCCAAAAGACCCCAUCCGCCGCGAACAGUGGGCCAGGCAAGUGCUACGAACACGGCUGUCCCGACUAUCUUUCCUCAACCCAGACCGGGACCUGCGAGUGUAAACACAAGGCCUAACGCAGAUGGCAAGACACAAAGAAAAAGUCAAAAACCCAGAAGAAACUCAACGGUGGAAAAGCGUCCCAAGGCGGCAAUGCUCAGUGAACUGCCUUGUCAACAAGCGGGGGCAGCUCUGGCUUCCAAAACUGAUGUCGUGCCACCAUCAAUGGUUGUUAAGACUCAAUAUCAGCCAAGAGGUCCCUGCAAAGACGUCAGUGAAGAACAUCUUCCCUCUGAGCAGCAGGAGUGGAACUCCAGGAUGGAGCAAGAGGAACCACGGCCCCCCCACAUGAAAGAGGAAGAGGAUGAGCCACAACCCACCUCUGUUAAAGAGGAAGAGGAAGCUCACAGCAUUAGUCAGGAGGAGCUUGAAGGACUGGAGGAGUUCCCAGUUAUUGUCGGCCCUGUGCUGACUGAAGAUGAUGAGCACGAAGGUCACAAACGUUUUCCUUGCACGGUGUGUGGUAAACGAUUCUCUCACAAAUCUAGUUUAAAAAUACACGCAAGUGUACACACUGGAGAGAAACCUUUCCCUUGCACGGUGUGUGGUAAAAGAUUCUAUCUCAAAGGUAGUUUAAAAACACACACAAGAGUACACACUGGAGAGAAACCAUUUCCUUGCUUGGUGUGUGAUAGAAGAUUCUCUCAAAAGUGUUCUUUAAAGAGACACACAGAAAUACACGCAGGAGAGACACCUUUUGCCUGCUCAGUUUGCGCUGAAGUAUUCACUGAGGAGUCCAAUUUGAAAGAACAUAUAAAAAUACACACUGGAGAGAAACAUUUUCCUUGCUCAGUUUGUGGUCAAGGAUUCACCGAUAAGUCGCAUUUAAAAGAACACGCAAGAAUACACACUGGAGAGAAACGUUUUCCUUGCGCGGUGUGUGGUAAAAUAUUGUCUCAAAAAGGUGCCUUAAAGGCACACACCAUUGUACACACAGGGGAGAAACCUUUUCUUUGCACCGUGUGCGGUAAAAGAUUCUUUCACAAAGGUAGCUUAAAAACACACGCAAGACUACACACUGGAGAGAAACCUUUUCCUUGCACAGUGUGUGGCAAAAGAUUCCGUCACGGUGGUAGUUUAAAGGUACACACCAGAGUACACACUGGAGAGAAACCUUUUUCCUGCUCAGUUUGUGCUAAAGGAUUCCCUGAGAAGUCCAAUUUGAAACAACACAUAAAAAUACACACUGGAGAGAAACCUUUUUCCUGCUCAAUUUGUGGCGAAAGUUUCCCGAGGAAGAUAUCCUUGAUAAGGCACACAAAAGCACACACUCGUUAAAAAACUAAAGUUGUGCAAAAAAAAACCAACUGACAUUAUGAUGAAAUUUUGCAAUGCCAUCUUCAUACGCGCUUCGCACUUUUUCACAAGGCAGCUCUGGUCUCCUGCAGUCGGAAAACAGUGUUACUUUUGAACAAAGACUGCUCAAGCGCUCAGACCAAGCAGAUGCUCAAGAUGAGGUUUCCCUUUAGACCGCCUACAAGCUCAUUGAUUGAAUCUGCUGUUUCUUGCUGAAGCGUGAUUGGCCGUCCCUAAUAUCCUGGGAUAUUCCUGGGUGAAUUUGACUCACCCACCACUGGGCGGUGCUGGGUGGUGGUCCAAACAUUUGAAAUGAUUUCAUUUAAUUUACAUAUCAACUAAUCUGAUAAUCCAUCCAUGUAUAUGCCUCUGAUCUUAACUAUAGUCACUUCUGCCAUUACAUGCUGUCCUGUUAAUGUUGAAUUUGUAAGGAAUAUAUUUACAAGGAAUAUUCGAUCAUCAGUAUCGGGACCAUAUAUGUUUAUCAAAUGUAUAUCUUCUGAUAUCAAGGACCCUUGAAUUAUCAAAAAUCUUCCAAACUUGUUCUUAGUUCUGUUUUUUUCUUCUUUUUUUUUUUUUUUUUACCGGUACUUGGAAAUGAACUGUUUUGCGUCUAAGAGUCAUCACCGCAAGUAAAUGAUGAGAAAACACUGCCCUGCCAUCUUCUUUUUUUCCCUUCCUCUUCCCGUAGAUGAGUUUCUUGUAGGAAAAACUACUUUUGAGUUGUUUUGUGUUCAUUUCCUGUUUAAGUUUGUUAGGUUUCUAUAGACUUCUGCAGUUGCGUGAAAUUCAAUAAAACUUGCGGA